GAUCGACCGGAUCAUGACACAAAAUGUUUAUCUAAAAUGUUUUACAUGUACACACUGGUUUCCCGUUGUAUCAGUAAUCGUAGGAUAGUAAAAUUUUAAACGUUCAACUAAUAAAAUACGUAGUUAAUACUGCAUUAAGAUUAGCAUAAAGAACACGCGUUUUAAAUGUUGAUUUCUUUGUUAAUCUGGCGUAAAUUUUGUUAAAAAUAGUGACAUAGCGCCAAAGGAAUAUAAUAUAACGUUAAUGAAAUAAAUUAAUUCAUAGUAUGACAAUAUUAUAAGUGAUAUAAAACAAACGAACACGUUUUGAUAUUAGGAAUAUUUUAAAAUGGCGUAGUUGUGUAUAUUCAUUUAUAUAACAAUACGAUGGCAAGAAAUGAAAUAAAGCGGGAUGGAUUUAAGUCAGCCAAUCAACAAGCAAUUAAAUGUGAUAUAUGUGAUCAAACGUUUGCCAGGAAUAAUGCCCUUAUUAGACAUAAGCGGAUUCACACAGGGGAAAAGCCGUAUCACUGUAUGUACUGCAAAAUUAGUUUUCUGCACUCUUCAAGAUAUAAGAGACAUAUGGAUUUUGAACAUGGAAUUGGGAAACAUCGUGCCAUUCUCAAACAAAGCAACAGGAACAUCGGUAAACCUCAUACAAUGUCAAGGAACACAUUGGAGCCUGACAACAGGGAAACAUCUGUCCCUAGCAGUAGCAACAACAACAACAGAGGAGUCGUCAGAAAAUGUAGUAUCUGCACAAGUACAUUUCGAAGUGGCCAGUCUUUAGUAAGCCAUAUGAGGUUGCAUAAAAUUCAAAAAAUAAUGCCAAGAAAUAAUUUAAGAAACAUCGUAAGUAAAGCCGGCAUAGACAAAACGAUUCAAGCCAACAUGCGUAUAGAAGAUAAAACUAUAAGUAAACAUUUUAUAAUUCCAAAAGACAUAAAACAGUUUGCUCACACUAAAACUGCAAGUGCAUCCGAUGAGAAAAUGAGCGAUGUGAUGCUUUCUGUUAAGCCGUCAUCAUUAUCAUCAGAUAAAAAAGAUCGCACCAAGCAUGUUGUUGUAAACAAAACCGAAAGUCCUUGCGACGAUUUAAAGAAAUUGGAAAAUUAUUCAAAUUCUCGGGAAUCUUUAAAGAAAUCAAAAAUGAAUAAAGAAACAUUCACGUGUACUCGAUGCAGGGCACAAUUCAAACAAAAAAGUACUUUUGAGUAUCACACAUAUAACGUAUGUAAUGCAGUGGACCAAAAUCAAACAUUCAAAUGUGAGCAAUGUUUCAAAAUAUUUAAGACGAUUUUUGGGUUGAAGUUGCAUAUGUCUUUUAAACAUGCAGGGCGACACAAACGUGGUGAACCAUAUUCAUGCCCGCAUUGUAAAAGAGAAUUUUCCUUUAAAUACAGUCGAGAUAGACAUGUCAUAACACAGAAAAACUGUGCGCAGCCUAAAAAAGUAAACAAGGUGACAAAAAAAGCGGUAUUUUGCGGAAAGAGUCAACCAUAUGCAUGUCAUAUUUGUAAAAGGAAUUUUUCUUACAAAGCCAGUAGAGAUAGACAUGUUAAACUUAUUCAUAAAGAUGCAUUGCAACCUAGCCAAGUAGUAACAAAGUUAGGGCUGCGCAAAUCGAAGAUUCCAGGUCGCACAUUAUUCUCGUGUCCUCAUUGUGAAAAACAGUAUGAUAGGAUACUCCCUUUAGAAAACCAUAUAAGUAAAUAUCAUCAAAGCAUGGUGCAAUCAAGCAAAUCAGGCGUUGUGUUGGGAGUCCAGGAAAACAUUGGGACAUCAAAAGAUGAUGAUAAAACAACGUCUAUUUAUACAUGUAAACAAUGCAACUCGUCGUUUUUGAAAGAAUAUUUACUCCGUAAACAUGUGAUGAAGAUACAUUGGAAGGAAGACAACAAGUUAAACAGAAUUAAACAAACUACUACAAAAAAGAUAAAGCUGAGUGAAGAAAUAAACGUCUCCGGAAAAAAUUCUCUUGCCGAAAUAAACGUCUCCGAAAAUUCUCAUAAACUCAAUAGCUGUGAAAGUAGAGAAGACAACGAGUUAAAAAGAAUUAAACAAACUACUAAAAAGAAGAUAAAAAUGUGUGAAGAAAUAAACGUCUCUGAAAAAAAUUCUCUUGCCGAAAUAAACGUCUCUAAAAAUUCUCAUAAAAUCAAUAGCUGUGAAGGUAGAGAAGACAACAAGUUAAACAGUAUUAAACAAACUACUACAAAGAAGAUAAAGCGGAGUGGACAAAUAAACGUCUCUGAAAAAAAAUCUCUUGCCGAAACAAACGUCUCUGAAAAUUCUUAUAAACUCAAUAGCUGUGAUGGUAGAGAAAAUACGUUUACACAGCAAAGGGGACACAUAAUGCAAAGUACUAAUGAAAACAUCAGUAAAAGAUUUACGGAUACAAAGAGUAGAAAUAUCACAAUGAACAGCAAUGAUCGUCUGUCCGACAAAGGUCAACAGUUAAAUAGAUCAUCAUUUAAAUUAAGAAAUGGUAAUGCCAAUUUUGGGAAGAAACUUGGAGAAGAAAAGAAACAAUUAAACAAAGAGAUUUUAAAAGAAUAUCGUGUCGAUACCAGUAUGUUUGGACAACGUCGACUUGAUCCUUCAACAAAAAGGAUGGUUCAUACAUGUGAAGUAUGCUCAACAACAUACACGAUGGCGGAGAAUUUGACCCGCCAUAUCAAACAAAGGGCUUACAACCAUGGUUACUAUCUAAAGCUGCGAACGGAACAAAAAUUAAAUAAGCACCAGUCAGUUGAUGACACAACUGGGAAAAAAUCUAAUAAUCAUAAUGAAAUACCAAAUAAUCAGCCACAGCCACCACCAAAACUAAUAAGCCGUUUUGCGUGUGAUAUAUGCCUGCAGAAAUUUACAAGAAGAUUCAAUAUGCUUUCUCAUAGACAGGCACAUACCAAAGAGGAAUUUAAAACUGCAGGUGCACGCGAAGAUGUUUAUAAAUCGCCGAAUGGUGGGACUAUUAUACAUCUUGAUGAAUAUUUUGAACCAAAAAUAAAUUCAGAACAUGAAGUAACAAGUAGUACCAACAUUUCCCAAAUCAGUGAACUGUCAAAUCAAAAGGAAAAUGAUCGAUUGACGGUUUAUUUGGACAGGGCAGACGAUGGCAAUUUCCAAGUAUCUACAGAUGAUUAUUCAGAGAACCCAGUCAUCACUGCACGUUUAUUAUUUGCUGAAGCAUUCGCUGAAACUGAAUUACGUAACAGUUUAUCAAAGGAAGAUAAUUUCAAAAUUGUUAAGAAAACACAGAGUAUGUCAAAUCGUGUCAAAAAUAGUAACGUUCCCGAAAUACGUGAUAAGCAAAGCAAUAAAUCGAAUAUGGCUUCAACUUCUCUAUGCACAAUAAAAGCAAUAAAACAAACAGUAGGCAUAAACAGACCAAAUCAAAAACAAACUCUUGAAAAAACAAAGACAGUAAAAAGCUUGUGUGAGACAUAUUCUACUAAACGUGGAAGUACAUCCACAGUUCAUAUGGCGGAAGCGCCGAAAGAAAUGUCAAAUGACAUACAAGAAAAUAAUCAAAAAGAAAAUCAAAUCAUAUUACCAUUAAGAAGUUACAAUACGCUGCCUGUGCAACUUAAAAAUACGUGUGCUGAACUUCCAAAAGAAUCACGUGUUUCAAGUAAAAUUAUGCCCUCGAAUCAAAACAACAUCUCAAAUGAAUUGACUAUCACAAAUGGAAUAAUUGCCAAUGAACAAAUGGAAAAAGAACAAGAAUGUGUUUCUAGUAAGAUAUCAAUUAUCCAUGUACAAGUGGCAGAUAACCAUGAUUCAAUUACUCAUAUUGAUGACAAUAUUAAAAUGUGUAUGACUUGUGGAAUUGCACUUGAGAAUGAUCAAAAACGUCUGUGUUGCAAGCUUUGUGAUAAGAUGUUUUGCAUAAGAUGUUCAGAUUUACCAAAUGACAUUUACAAUGAUUUGUUUGAUAAAGGUGCAGAGUGUCCCAGUGGCGUAAUGUGGACGUGCUGUGUUUGCAAGCAUUUAGUUCCAAAAUUUACUGUGUUACUUUCACAACUCGGUGACUUUGAACAAAUUAUAGACAAUCGUCUAACUGAUAUGGAACAAAAGUUAUCAAUGAUAGGGAAGAAAAUGAAUUAAAUUGAUGACUAAUGACAUUCAGUUUCUUUAGUUCAUGUAUAAUUUUGUAGUUUCGAAUAUGUUUUGUACAUGUGUGUUACAUAUAAACUGUUUAUAUUCUUGUUCCACAAUAUUCGUUGUUUUGAGCUAGUUGAAUACUAUUUAGGGCUUACUCUUAUUUUGUAAAGAAGUAGUAAUUUUUCCAUCAAAUUUACUUGUUUUUUUUAAUUUGGCUCAUUUGUUAAAACAUUCAUGCUUGGAUCUUUUUGUGUCGCCUCUACGGAGUAGUGGCAACAUAUAGGGAUCACUUCUCCGUCGUCUGUCUGUCCGUCUGUCUGUCUGUCUGUCUGUCUGUCCGUCUGUCCGUCCGUCCGUCCGUCACAAAACUUGUCCGGACUACCCCUCAUAAACUACUGGUGCAAUUUCAUCCAAACUUUACAGGAAUGAUCAGUAUCAAGUCUAGUUGUGCAUAUUGUCAGCAUUUUCCGGUUCAAUGAUUUUUGUCAGAGUUAUGGCCCUUUAAUAAUUUUUAAUUUUAAAGUUUGUCCGGACUAGUUCUCUUAUACCACUAAUGCAAUUUCAAUGAAACUUUACAGGAUUGAUCUGUAGCUCAAGUCCUUGCGCAUAUUGCAAGGGUUUUCCGGUUGAAUGAUUUUUGGCCGAGUUAUGGCCCUUUGAUAAAAAUGUUUUUUUUUGUGUGUGUUGCCAGAUACACAAUAGCUUGUCCGGACUACUCCUCAUAAACUACUGGUGCAAUUUCAUCCAAACUUUACAGGAAUGAUCAGUACCAAGUCUAGUUGUGCAUAUUGUCAGCAUUUUCCGGUUCAAUGAUUUUUGUCAGAGUUAUGGCCCUUUAAUAAUUUUUAUUUUUAAAGUUUGUCCGGACUAGUUCUCUUAUACCAUUUAUGCAAUUUCAAUGAAUUUUUACAGGAUUGAUCUGUAGCUCAGGUCCUUGCGCAUAGUGCACGGGUUUUCCGGUUGAAUGAUUUUUGGCUGAGUUAUGGCCCUUUGAUAAAAAGGUGUUUUUUUCUGUGUGUUGCCAAAUACGCAAAAGCUUGUCCGGACUACUCCUCAUAAGCUACUGGUGCAAUUUUAUCCAAACUUUACAUGAUUGAUCAGUACUUAGUCUAGUUGUGCACUGUCCGUCUGUCUGUCCGUCUGUCACAAAAUUUGUCCCAACAUGAAAUUGGCCAUUAUGAGGCGACACAUGUGAUUACUGAUCGCUCUUGUUUUAAUAGCUGUAUCGUAAAAUUUCUGUACCUUCAUUUAGUUUGCUAUAAAAUAGAUUUACAAUAAGAUUGUUAUUUUAUACAUUUUAUUUGCUUAUUUUAGAUAAUAUGUUUUAUAUAAUAAUAUUAUAAAUGUUGUAUAAAUAUUUUAGAAAGAAAUGUAUGAAGAAUAUAUAUUUUUAAUCCAAAAUUUCAGUUUGUUUAAAUAAAUACAUUUUAUAUUUGUAAUUACAUUGUAUUAAACUAAACGUUCCGCAAGUGACAGUAACAAAUGCAAGCAAAAAUAUUGUUGUUUUUUUUAAAUAUUGUUUGUGUUGAUGAGGAUAAUAUUCAACAAAUUGUGAGAAUUUUAACAUUGUAUUUGGGCUGGCAGAUAAAAAAUAUAAGUGAGUUUAAGUAUUAUAUAAAAUAUGUUUGGACUUAAGGUACAUGCAACAGUUCAAUUAUUGUAUUUUAUGUCUUUUUGUUUGUUCUAUUGUGUUGUAUUUGUUUGGGUUUUUUUGUAAAAUACAUUUUAGAAUUGUUUUAA
Messenger RNA from Ruditapes philippinarum (Manila clam), 5826 nucleotides. RefSeq names its product zinc finger protein 91-like. The record is from RefSeq and is a predicted model, not a curated record. The transcript is spliced from 2 exons. NCBI's taxonomy places the organism in Eukaryota, Metazoa, Mollusca, Bivalvia, Venerida, Veneridae. The coding region runs from base 367 to 4089 and encodes 1240 amino acids. Gene Ontology annotation, cellular component: nucleus.